This is a messenger RNA of Culicoides brevitarsis, 984 nucleotides long. RefSeq names its product proteasome subunit alpha type-7-1 (gene Prosalpha4). Lineage: Eukaryota; Metazoa; Arthropoda; Insecta; Diptera; Ceratopogonidae. The transcript has a single exon. Gene Ontology annotation, cellular component: proteasome core complex; nucleus; proteasome core complex, alpha-subunit complex. The record is from RefSeq and is a predicted model, not a curated record. Bases 150 to 899 code for a protein of 249 amino acids. Gene Ontology annotation, biological process: ubiquitin-dependent protein catabolic process; proteasomal protein catabolic process.
GACAGACGUCAAUUUUCCGCAUAGUCAUUUCAAAAGAGCCUUUAAUUAUUCCAAAAUAUCGAAGAAAAUACGCUUCUUCCCGAAGUAAAAGAAUAAAAAUCUUUGAAAAAACUUUGUGAUCCGCAUUUCCAGUUGAAAAUCUUUCAAAAAUGUCUGCAAGAUACGAUCGUGCUGUUACAGUAUUCUCUCCGGAUGGGCAUUUGCUCCAAGUUGAAUACGCUCAGGAAGCUGUUCGCAAGGGCUCUACCGCUGUCGGAGUUCGUGGCAAAAAUGUCGUCGUCUUGGGUGUCGAAAAAAAAUCUGUCGCAAAGUUGCAGGAGGAACGUACCGUUCGAAAAAUCUGCUUGUUGGAUCAUCAUGUCGUCAUGGCAUUCGCUGGUUUGACUGCCGACGCUCGAAUCCUCAUCAAUCGUGCGCAAGUCGAGUGUCAAAGUCACAAACUCAAUGUCGAAGAUCCCGUAACGCUCGAAUACAUUACGCGUUACAUUGCCCAGCUGAAGCAAAAGUACACACAAAGUAACGGAAGACGUCCUUUUGGCAUUUCCUGCUUGAUCGGAGGCUUCGAUUUUGAUGGCACAGCACACCUGUAUCAGACAGAACCGUCGGGCAUCUAUUACGAAUGGAAGGCAAAUGCGACGGGACGAUCGGCGAAGACGGUUCGAGAGUUUCUCGAGAAAUAUUACAAGCCGGAGGAUGUCGAGACGGAAGACGGAGCUGUGAAACUCGCGAUUAAAGCUUUGUUGGAAGUCGUUCAGUCGGGAAAGAAAAAUCUUGAGAUUGCCGUGAUGCGGAAAGAUCAACCGCUGAAGAUGUUGGAUCCAGAUACGAUUGGAAAAUAUGUUGAAAUUAUCGAGAAAGAGAAGGAGGAGGAAGCUAAUGCGAAGAAGCAAAAGAAAUAAAUUUAAGAUUUUUUUUUUCGUUCAAUUAUAACUUUUUUUUGAGGAUAAUUCAGGCUUUUGAAUAAAGUAAAAAACUGUUUCUAAA